AUGUCUUUUGUUGUGCAAAAUUGUCCAAUCUUUAAAGUUUUGCAUGACUUUGAUACAUCGAAGAGUGAAGAUGCACUUGAGAUAACAACAGCAUUAGGUAAAUUCAGAAGAAUCGUGAGUUAUCAAUGGAUUAGAAAUAUUAUCCAAAAUGAUCCAAAUGACUCUCUUCAAUCAGUCUUAACAACAAUCUUAAAUUUUACAGAACAUGAUAAUGCAAAUGUCAGAGUUACAAGUUAUUCAGUUCUUGGUGCACUUUUGAUCACAACUACAAUAUUUUAUCCGAAAGAGAUGAUAACUUCAUUCGGAAAUGCAAUAUCCAAUCGCAAGAUAUUACCAAAAUCAUCAAUAGCCAUCAUUAGCACUUUUGUUUUCUUAUCAAAAUUCGUAUCUCCAGUUCAUAUGCAAGAUUUCAUUAUAAAAGUACCAGCGAUGGAUCAUUUCAAGUCAGAUCCAUCUGAAUAUAUCCAAUAUUUGCCAAAUAUUAUUCCUUUAAUGACUUCAUUGCCAAUAUCUUAUCCACAAGCAUUACUUAGAUCAAUAUACUUCGGCUGUAGUGGCAACAUUACAUCUUCUUACACCAAUUCCGUGUAUCAACUCGUACUUUUAAACAAACAAAAAAUGGUUCAAACGCUAAAGAGUCUUUUUGCAGAGAACAUGAUAAUACAAGCAGUAUCAGCUCUUGGCCCUGUAUUACUCGGAGACUACGAAAUAUUCGAAUUAUUUGGAGUUGACGGUCAAAGAAUUUUUGCUGACCAAGCAUUCGCUGAUUUUACAAAAGAUCCCCCAAAAUUCCUUGAAUUUGAAUACGCGUGUUCAGUCUACAGCAUUUUACUCAAAAAAUACAAGAAUACAGAUUAUUACAAUUUAAUAUGCGACAGAAUCAAAGAAGUAAGUUCUAGAACUCUUCCGUUACACUUCAACAGACUCUUACUACAGUUAUCUCUAUCUCUUGAUGACAUUUUCAAAGACAAAACAGAAAGUGAUUCAUUAAAAUCGGCACAACUUCUUGCUUUAGGUAAAUUCAUCAGCGCAAACCAAGAUACAGUUGAUUACGAUAAAGCCACUGACCUCUUCAUCCAGUUUGAGAACUCAGAAAAUGAUGUUUACUGUUCAUAUGUCGAAGGAUUCGCGAGUUGUGUCAAUUCAUUCCUUAGAUAUUACAAAGGUGACAAACACAUACGAGUUCUAUUGAACAUUCUGAAGAAAAACAACAAGAACUGGGUACAGGACAUGGAGGUCUCAAACUUGAUAUCGGUAAUCGACCACAGAAUUGCUGAAUCGAUGAUUCCUGCUUUACUCGGAAUAGAAGUUGAUCGAUUACUUUCUUUUUCUUUGUCUCCAAACACGAAAUUAUCAGAAGCUGCCAUGAACUCAUUGAAUACGAUCACUUCUUAUAAGACAAUUGGGUCAUUGCUGUACAAAAUAUCACUUUCUAACUGGUCAGAUGACUUCGUUGUCGCUAGAAGAUUCCAAUUAUUAUCAAUUCUCGCUUCAUCAUUCGAUGUUGAAGAAUUUAAGACAUUUAUUCCAAUAGCUUAUGAAUGUAUCUUGUAUUGCGAGUCAAUGGCUUCUAUUUCCAUGACUUUCCACUUUUUGAAGUAUAUUAAGAUAGACUACAUCACUCCUGAGAUAAGGGAAUACUGUUUUGAAUUCCUGAUAAACUCUUACGGCAACUUUACUCAGAUUCCUCUCUACAUUAGAAAUACAAACAGAAAUAUCACGUGUCCGCCAUCGACAUUGUUGGAGUCUUAUGAUACAGAUAUUGUCAACCAUCCAGAGAUACACCAUAAAAUUGUUCUUGGACCAACAAAAAGCUGUUUUGAAUUUAUUUGUAAAAUUCCUCCAGAAAUUUUAGAAGAUACAUACACAUUGUUCUGGAUAUGCAUGGCAAUGAUCCCUAUUUUCGAUAAUGACGCUCUAGAAAAGGCAAUUUCAACAAAUGUGACUUUAAUUACAACAGAUACUGAACUUUGGUCAUCGGUCAUCAACACGUUCUUAUAUACAUCAGAUAACAAAGUCGCAGCAACCUGUUGCAAACUUUUCGCUGAAACAAAAUGCAAAAUUCCAAAUGAAGUACAAAUUGUCAUCGAAAAGUACUUAAUUGAGCAGAGAUGUACUGAUCCUGACUUGUUGUUCUAUUGUUUCGUGUUAAUUGACAGAAAUGACCAUGAAAAAGCGUUAUCUACAUUACCGACACUCCAAAUCAUCAUAGAUCCAAUAACAGGACCACCUCUGAUGUUCAGAUUAUGUGCAGUACUUGGAAAAUCAGUCGUAAAGUUUGUAAUCGAUGAGUUUUCAUUGUCAUUGCUGAUGUUGGCGAAUAAUGGAGUUUCUGAUGCUAAAAACAGAGUGAUUAAGUAUAUACAAGACACAGAGUUUUCGAAAUGGAGCUGUACAGAUGAAAAAAUGAACUUUGAAUUGAUAGAUUUUAUGAAAUCAAACAAAAUACAGAAAGAAGUCAAGAAAAUACAAGAUCUAGACAGAGAUCACUUGGAAUUCGCAAUGCUGCAUAAGGAUAUCAUCAUUUUCGAUGGACUAGAGAAGUUAAUUGAAGAAAAUCCUCUAAUUUUCUAUAAAAUCAAAAACACACCAUAUAAAACAGAAAAAGUGACGUUUUCUUUAGAAAAAAUUGACAAAAUUGACAAAAUUUCUAUUUCUAAAGAGAUGAAAGAAAACAAAUUAAUAAAGAACAUACCACUGAUCUGUUCAUUUUUGGAGAAUACCCAAUUUGUUUUGUCAAAUGAUUUCAUGAAAGAAAUUUUGAAUUUCAUUUUGUCAGAAAAUGACACGAAAUCAUUGAAAAUUUGCUUGAAAUACUGUCUCAAGAACAGCAUUUCUAUUGACAGAGAUCUUAUACUACAAAAUGAUAUGUUUAUGGAAAUAACCGUUUUGCCAAUGACGAUAAAACUAUUGAAUUUGAAAAUUUCUGAAUUUCCAGAAAAAAUCAAAACCAAAAUUUUGGAAAUUUCAAAAAGUGACAGUCCAUAUGAUUUAUUACGAAUAUCAGAUUAUGACUUAAUAGAAGCAUUAGCUAUAGUUGAUCCAGAUUAUUUCAACACAGUCUUACAAGAUGUUGAAGAAUUUAAAACUAAGUCAUUUAAGGUUUUCUCUCAAUUGUUAUCGUCUUCUUUUGUCACUUUUAGUGGAAUUAUCAUUAAUGAUUUUAUUUCACAGAACUUGGCAUUGUUUAUUAGUUUGCCUACAUCGAAACACUGUUGUGUUUUAUUGAGAUUUAUUUUAGCAGCGAUUGUUAAUUUGAGGCAAAGAAAAAUGACAAUGGAAUACAAUUCUAUUGUUGCUCUAGUUAUUGGACAACUUGAAGACAUAAUUAAUAUUGAUUCUGCAUCAGUGUACUACGAAUUUAGACAUCUACUUUAUUUGUUAGUCCAAAUUUCAAACGAACAAAAAAUUAUUUUUGAGUUUUUGAAUAAUUUCUUCCUCAAAAUUAAGUGUCACUUUUUAUAUUUUAAUUCUGCCUCUUAUUUUGUUACAAACAACAAGAUUGCCAUUCCUUCAAUGAAUGUCACUGAUUUUAUACAGAAUUUGAAGUCAGGAAUUCCUUCUUUUGUGUCUUCUUCUUUAGUUGGAGCCACUCAAUUUAUACAAAUUGAUUCUUCUAUAAAUGUUGUGACAUUUAUUGUGAAUUUUGUUGAUAAUUUGAUUCCUUUGAUAUACGAGGUUGCAAGGAACAACAAAACUGUUGAAUGCUUGAUACCUUUUAUCUUGAAAUUGUUGAUGAACAAAGAAAAAUUUGGAAAUUUCCAUCCUUUGUUGAUGGAAUUCACUUCUGUUUUCAUGAUAUUCCCGAAAUCACCUGUUUUCGAUUCGAGUAUAUCUUUGCUACACCAUUUGGUUGAUAUAUAUCCGAGUUUGGUUGAAGAGAUAUUUAAUUUGUCUUUCUUUUCUCAAAGUUUGGUUUUGGAAAUUCAGGAUAUCUUCGAAAAAAGAGAAAAAUUGGUUUACCAAAAGACUUUUGACUUGUUUACAAGAUGUCCAAGUAUAGAAUUAGGUUUAUUAUUACAUGAAUUCGCGAGAUCCCUCAAAGAUGAAGCUGAAUUUGAAAAAAGAUUAUUGAUUUUGAAGGACAAAGAAAAUUUGCAGAUUUACGUUACUCACGCGAAGUUUUGUAUAGAGAAAUAUGGUAUAGAGAAAGCAAAAGAGAUAAUGAAACAAAAUUAUCCAAAUAUUAACAUUUUAUAA
Messenger RNA from Trichomonas vaginalis G3, 4200 nucleotides. Its product is annotated as armadillo (ARM) repeat-containing protein family. Bases 1 to 4200 code for a protein of 1399 amino acids. The transcript has a single exon. Lineage: Eukaryota; Parabasalia; Trichomonadida; Trichomonadidae. The record is from RefSeq and is a predicted model, not a curated record.